This is a messenger RNA of Apis laboriosa (Himalayan honeybee), 987 nucleotides long. RefSeq lists its product as uncharacterized. The transcript has 3 exons. The record is from RefSeq and is a predicted model, not a curated record. NCBI's taxonomy places the organism in Eukaryota, Metazoa, Arthropoda, Insecta, Hymenoptera, Apidae. The coding region runs from base 324 to 935 and encodes 203 amino acids.
CGCGCCGACAUUGCGGAAUGAAUCGAAAGAGAAAGUGCGUUUCGUAAGAACAUAGACCAACUUCAAUAUCGGAAUGGAAUGGAACUUCUUACAGUCUACCUGUGACUGCGUGUCAAGAAACACGAAUUCGUGAUCGUCGAUUCUUAAUUUCUGAAACCCUCGGUUGUUUUGAUUUCGUGUGAGAACGAUUAAGAAACACAGGAAAAAGAAAAAAAGGAAAGAGAACGUGUCGCGAGCACGCUUCCGGGUUUCACGGUCACUUUUAUUUAAGAAAGGCCGAGUCGCGAUCGAACGAGUUCAUUUUCCUUUCCAGAAUCACGAAGAUGCGAAGAAUUCUUUGGGAACGAGAAAUCUCGAAAUUUUGUAUUAUUCUACUCUGCUGUCCCUUUGAUCUAUCCGUUUGCCUGCCGGCGGAGCAACCGAUUAGAUACACGUUGAGCACCGGUGACUUAAAAACGAGAGAUACUGGCACGCCGUUCAAUUUUGAACAAAAUCGAGCAGUGACGAUCGAGUCGCAAAACAACGUGGUUACAGUGGAGAAGUCGGUGUCCAUGAACUACGAACCGAUACAGUUUGGAACGACCGAGUAUCCUCCAGUGACAAACACCCAUUCAAGCGCUCGUGAAACCGUGAGAUUGGAGAACGAGACAGCGCAGAGUUUUUUCGAGAGGCCAAUCUCGAAACCCAUCGCAAACGUGUUGGAUUCCUUUUUGAAACCUACGCCAUUGGUCGACGGUAUCAAGGAGGAAGAAAAAUAUGGAAAUUCAGGAGACAAGUUUAUCGGAAUUGGUCGUGCUCUGGUCACUGGUUACCAAGAAUUCAGCAAUUUUCUCAAUGCUCUCGUUGACUUCCCGCGUAAAACUGCAAAAAAGGCUAGCUCGGAAAUCUCAGGGAUGCUGAAUUAUAUCGGUGCACGGCUGAUCGGAUUGGAAUAACGAGCAGCGUAAAUAUUUUGGAUAAUCAAAUUCUAAUUAUCCAAAAUUUGUG